UGGUGUCUCCACCGCGCUCCGCCACCGAGCCCUUCUUCCAUGCAUGCCCGCCACCUGUCUCCUCCCUCCUCCCGCUCUCCUCUUCUUAAACCCGGCCGCCAUCUUAUUGACGCCUCAACUUCAAUUUCAAUCUCAAUCUUUGUAUUGGAAAUCAAAGUUUUCCUACAUAGAUCAUCAUCGUCAUCAUCAUCGCUUCAAUGACGACAAUGAGGACCCCGCUGUGGCUUCUGCUCCUCGUCGUGGCGGUGCUGCUGCUGAUUCCGGCCGAGAGCUACGGUCGCAGGGGCAGAGUGGAAGAGGAGGAGGAAGAAGAGGAGGAAUGGAGAGGAGGGCGGCGAGGGUACGGAAGGGGAGAAGGAGAGGACCUGUUCCUGCUGCAGGACUCGAAGCGGGUGGUGCAGACGGAUGCUGGGGAGAUGAGGGUUGUCAGGACCUUCGGAGGCAGAAUCAUCGAGAGGCCCAUGCACAUAGGCUUCAUCACCAUGGAGCCCAAGUCCCUCUUCAUCCCCCAGUACCUCGACUCCAGCUUGAUUAUCUUCGUCCGCAGAGGGGAAGCUAAGUUGGGGACGAUAUACAAGGACGAAUUGUUGGAAAGGUGGUUGAAGAUCGGGGACGUGUUCCGGAUUCCUGCUGGUUCGGCCUUCUACUUGAUUAACACAGGGGAGACUCAGAGACUUCAUAUCAUCUGCAGCAUCGAUGCAUCCGAGAGCUUGGGUUUAAGAACCUUCCAGUCUUUCUUCAUUGGUGGAGGAACCUACCCGACGUCUGUCUUGACCGGUUUUGACCCUGAGACUCUUGCUACUGCAUUCAAUGUUUCGCGGGAUGAAGUGACGGACUUCCUGACCAGCCAACAAGAAGGUCCGAUCGUUUAUGUAAAUGAUUCUGCGCAGCCGAGCGUGUGGACAAAGUUCCUGCAGCUAAAGAAACAGGACAGGCUCCAACAUUUGAAGAGAAUGGAGGGUUCCCAGGAACUGCCUGAGGAAGAAGGAGAAGCUGAACAGCAGGAAAGGAGCUGGUCAUGGAGGAAGCUCUUGCCAUCUCUAUUCGGUUCCGAUAAUGCAAGGGAGGAUCGGGGUAGGAGGAGGGGUAAAGCUCCGGACUCUUACAAUCUCUACGACAGGAAGCCUGAUUUCAGGAAUAACUAUGGGUGGAGUGUUGCACUUCACGAGUCUGAUUAUGAGCCUUUGAGGCACUCGGGCAUCGGGGUUUAUCUCGUAAAUCUGACUGCGGGUUCUAUGAUGGCGCCCCACGUGAAUCCAACAGCAACGGAAUAUGCUAUAGUGCUGAGAGGAUCCGGCACCAUACAGAUAGCAUACCCGAAUGGAUCAUCGGCCCUGAAGGCAAAGGUCAGUGAAGGCGACAUCUUCUGGGUCCCGCGGUACUUCCCUUUCUGCCAGAUCUCGUCUCGGACUGGCCCGUUCGAGUUCUUUGGUUUCACCACUUCAGCUCGAAAGAACCGGCCACAGUUCCUCGCGGGGCAGAAUUCUCUGCUCCACGUCCUCAGAGGGCCAGAGCUUGCGGCCUCGUUAGGGUCGACUGAUGACAGGGUGAGGAGCUUCCUGGAUGCUCAGAGGGAAGCCGUAAUACUGCCCUCUCCCUCUGCAGCUCCACCUGAUGAGGCUAUGGGGGAGGAGAACAGACCAAAAAUGGCGACUGAGAGGGUCGAAAAUGUGGCGAGGAGCAUUGCAAAUGAGAUGGUUGUGGGGUUUGAUUAGGAGGUGGUGGUGACAUGGGGAGGUCGACUGGUCUUUUGAGGAAGGUUGUGCUUCUUCGCGUUCAACCUUACUUUUCUUUUUCUUUUUCUUUUUGUCUCCCUCUCUCUCUCUCUCUCUCUCUCUCUCUCGCUCUCUCUCUCUCUUGCCUUUUUUGGGGGGGUGUUGUUCUUGGACUCUCUCUCUCUUGCCUUUGUUGGGGGGGGGUGUUGUUCUUGGACGAGUAUGUCCAGUUUCUGUCUAUUCGAGUUCUUUCUGUACCAAGUAUGAGCUCUGUAUAAUCGACUUACGUGUGUAUUCCAUACUUAUUCGAGUUACCGUGUUUAUUCUCGGACCACUAGUCCUGUCUUUAAGUUCAAUCCAUAUGUAUGAAUUUCGGACCA
This is a messenger RNA of Punica granatum (pomegranate), 2095 nucleotides long. NCBI's taxonomy places the organism in Eukaryota, Viridiplantae, Streptophyta, Magnoliopsida, Myrtales, Lythraceae. The record is from RefSeq and is a predicted model, not a curated record.